CCAUCAGUGCCAUUAGCUAAUCCAGCCCAUGAUUUCCUCUGCACCCCCGUUUCGCUGCAUCUGACGGCCGGCUCUUGUUUACGGACGCAGGGACGAACAGGGGGAACUGGAGUAAGAGGUGCUCUUAUGAGCUCUUUGCUAGCUCUGCGGACAAGCUUUCAGUCGUAGAGGUAAAAUAUUUUUGUGGAACUUUGAAGUUCUGCAUCUUGUUGGAGGUUGUGUAUUUCCAGUCCUGCUCUUGGGAGUUCGCAGUGUCCGAAGCAUUCUGCUUGUGAUACGUGCAAAUUGGGAGUAGCGACGAUUUAAAAAAUCCCUUCUUGUGGAAAUCAUUGUCGAACAAAGUCGUGAAAGAGUUAAAGGAUAUCUUCACAGAAACUAAAAAUACGUUUCUAAAACGCUAUCUUGAGGUAUGAAUAGGAUGUACCGACCAGCUUUUUUAAAACCCUUAUUUUCCCAUGACAGGGAAAAUCAGGAUGUUGGACAUUUAGUACAUCUGUUGUUUAUCAAAGGAGGCGAUCCGUGGAUGCAUUAACGCCAACAACCGGGACUGCAGUUCAGGACAAGAUAACUGGGAUUUAUGGUGGAACGGAUAGUAUAAAUACGUUUAUUCCUAAACCAAAAAUAAUUGGCUUUGUCCCUCCGAAUUUAUGGAUGUGAGAAUUACUGGAUCUUCUGAACGAACUGCCUAGUAUUCACAAAAAACACCAAAGUUUCCUAUCUGGAUGUUUAGACAGCCAGCUAACGUCACCAGCUGCCUGCUAGACAGCAUGGGGGAUUGGUAUUUCUGGACUAAAGGAGGAUAUUGUCAAACAAACUUUAACCGAUGAGAAAAAAAAAUCGAUUCGACAACUUUAUGGAAAAUGAAGCUUACUGUUUGAUUAAGUAUUGCCAGAAAACAAGAUGACGUUUCUCAGGGGCCGAUUUGCCCUUGCUGAGGAAUAGCAGGGAGAAUAUUUGCGAAUUGGCCACAAACGCCUUAAUUCAGCCCUUCUGGGGGUGACCAGUUUUCAGGUUUCAGUAUUUGCAAAGCUUAUAAACUAAACUGAAUUUAUUUGCAAUUCUGGAUUUAUAAGUUGUUCGCCACGCACCUGGGUAUAUAGGCUACUUACCAUCAGACUGGCUCGCGAGCUGGCCAAAGCCAGAAUUCAGGAUGCAGGUCAAGAUUUCUGCGCCGGUGGUUUUGGUCACUGUUGUCUACUUGGUGCUGAGUUGCCAGUUAACUAAUGGGGAAAUUUGCCAGAGCACGGACAUCCGGAACAACGUGACCAACAUGCGUGUGCUGGAGAACUGCACGGUGAUCGAGGGCCAUCUGAAGAUCCUGCUCAUCUUCAAAGCCAAACCCGAGGACUUCCGGCACCUGAGCUUCCCACGGCUGGCCGUGAUCACGGACUACCUGCUGCUGUUCCGUGUGUACGGCCUGGAGAGCCUGUACGGCCUGUUCCCCAACCUGAGCGUCAUCCGCGGGAACAACCUGUUCUUCAACUAUGCACUGGUGAUGUUUGAGGUGCUGCAGCUGAAGGAGCUAGGCCUGGCCUCCCUCACCAACAUCACACGCGGCUCUGUGCGCAUCGAGAAGAAUCCCAACCUCUGCUACCUAUCCACCCUGGACUGGUCCAAGAUCCUGGACUCGGUGGAGGAUAACUAUGUGGUGGCCAAUAAGAACGAGCGGGAAUGUGGGGAUGUGUGUCCCGGUGUGGCUCAGGGCAAGAGCAGCUGCCAGUCAACCACCAUCAACGGGCACUUCAGCGCCCGCUGCUGGACCCAGAGCCACUGCCAGCGCAUGUGCCCGGCCUCCUGUAAGCAGCGGGCCUGCACCAGGGAGGGGCAGUGCUGUGCUGAGGAGUGUCUGGGCGGGUGUGCUGCUCCUGCUUCCUCCGGUGAGUGUGUGGCAUGCCGGCACUUCCUGCUGCGGGGCCGGUGUGUGGACCGCUGCCCUCCCGGCUCCUACGCCUUCAGGGGCUGGCGCUGCGUCAGCUUCCGCUUCUGCCAGGACCUGCACCGGCACUGCGGCAGCAGCCAGGCUGGCAACUGCCCCGAGCACGUCAUCCACAACGGGGCCUGUAUCCCAGAAUGCCCCUCUGGCUACACCACUGUCAACUCCACCACGCUGAGCUGCAGGCCGUGCGCGGGGCUGUGUCCGAAGGUGUGCGCGGGUUUGAAGAUGGUCGACUCAGUGACGGCGGCUCAGGCGCUGCUCGGCUGCACCGUCCUCAACGGCAGCCUGAUCAUCAACAUCCGCGGCGGCAAUAACAUUGCUGCAGAGCUGGAGGCCAGCCUGGGCCAGCUGGAGGAGAUCACUGGCUACCUGAUGGUACGCCGCUCCUACGCCCUGGUGUCCCUCUCCUUCCUGCGAAAGCUGCGACUCAUCCGUGGGGACACCCUGGAAGUCGGGAACUACUCGUUCUAUGCCCUGGACAACCAGAAUCUGCGGCAGCUGUGGGACUGGAGGAAACACAACCUCACCAUCCUGCAGGGCCGCAUGCUCUUCCACUACAACUCCAAGCUCUGCAUGUCCCAGAUUCGCAAGAUGGAGGAGGUCACUGGGACUAAGGACCGCCAGACCAAGAAUGAAAUUGCCUCCAAGACCAAUGGGGACCAGGCCUCCUGUGAAAACCAGGUGCUGAGGUUCACACAGGUGCGAACAUUAUCUGAUAAGAUCAUCAUAAAGUGGGAACCCUUCUGGCCUUCAGAUUUCCGAGAUCUUCUGGGGUUCAUGGUCCUGUACAGAGAGGCGCCCUUCCGGAACGUGACUGAGUUUGACGGGCAGGACGCGUGCGGCUCGAACAGCUGGGUGAUCGCAGAUGUGGACCCGCCCCCCCGCCCUACAGAGGGGAAGGAGCAACAGGAGCCGGGUCACCUCAUCCACCCCCUCAAACCCUGGACGCAGUACGCCAUCUUCGUCAAGACCCUGCUGUCUGCCUCCGACGAGCACCAGGUCCACGGCGCCAAGAGCCAGAUCAUCUACGUCCGCACCAACGCCACCAAGCCCUCUGUUCCGCUGGAUCCCAUCUCCUCCUCUAACUCCUCCUCUCAGAUCAUCCUGAAGUGGCGCCCUCCCUCCGAUCCCAACGGCAACAUCACGCACUACCUGCUGUUCUGCCAGCAGCAGCCGGAGGCCCCCCAGCUCCUCAGAUACGACUACUGCCAGCAGGGUAUGAAGCUGCCGUCACGCGCUCCUACGCUCGUUGACAGCGAGGAGGAGCAGAAAUGGAACCAGACGGACAAUCAGGGCCGGGGGGGGCGCUGCUGUGGCUGUCCCAAAACCGACAAGCAGCUGAAGAAGGAGGCCGAGGAGUCAGAGUACCGCAAGACCUUCGAGAACUACCUGCACAACGAGGUGUUCAGGAUCAGGCCCUCCAGACGGCGCAGGUCUGUAGUGGGCGUGGCCAAUGCGACACAGCCCCACCUCCUGGCCACACCCUCUGGCUUGUCCAACGCCUCAGUCGCCAGCGGGCCGGAGGAAGAGGAGGGGAGGAAGCUGGUUCUGCCCGUGGACAAAGAGUGGACCGUCAUCUCCAACCUGCACCACUUCACCAGCUACCAGAUCGAGAUUCACGCCUGCAACCACCCGACUGACCCCGCCCGCUGCAGCAUGGCGGCCUAUGUCAGCGCUCGCACCAUGCCUGAGGAUAAAGCUGAUGACAUCACGGGGCCAAUCAGCUGUGAUGUGUCUGAGUACUCAGUGAGCGUCCGCUGGACCUCCCCCAGAGAGCCCAACGGCAUGGUCCUCCUGUACGAGCUCAUCUACAGGAGGCUAGGAGACUCUGAGGAACAGCACCACUGUAUUCCACAGAAGAGCUACAUUGUGGAUGGGGGCUGCAGCCUGAGAGUGGUGCACCCUGGGAACUACAGCCUGAGGAUCCGUGCCACCUCGCUGGCAGGGAACGGGUCCUGGACCGAGCCCGCCUACUUCUACGUACAGGACCGGCGAAACGACCCGUUCAGCAUUGCUAAGAUCGUGGUUGGUCCAGUGGUCUGCGUGAUUUUGCUCCUGGUCAUGGUGGCAGGGGCCUUCCUGGCCUUCAAGAAAAAACAAACCCAGGGCCCCACGGGACCGCUCUACGCCUCCUCGAACCCGGAGUACCUGAGCGCCAACGAUGUGUACGUGGCGGAUGACUGGGAGGUGCCGCGGGAGAAGAUCGCGGUGAUGCAGGAGCUGGGGCAGGGCUCCUUUGGCAUGGUGUACGAGGGCGUGGCCAGGGACACGGUGAAGGGGGAGCCGGAGACGCGCGUGGCGGUGAAGACGGUGAACGAGUCGGCCAGCCUGCGCGAGAGGAUCGAGUUCCUCAACGAGGCGUCCAUUAUGAAGGCCUUCAGCUGCCACCAUGUGGUGCGCCUGCUGGGUGUGGUCUCGAAGGGGCAGCCCACACUGGUGGUCAUGGAGCUGAUGACUCACGGUGAUCUAAAGAGCUACUUGCGUAGCCUACGGCCUGAGGCUGAGCUGAACCCAGGGCGCCCUCCCCCCACCCUGAAGGAGAUGAUCCAGAUGGCGGCUGAGAUCGCAGACGGCAUGGCGUACCUCAACGCCAAGAAGUUUGUUCACCGCGACCUGGCGGCUCGCAACUGCAUGGUAGCGGAGGAUCUGACCGUUAAAAUCGGAGACUUCGGCAUGACCAGGGACAUCUACGAGACGGAUUACUACAGGAAGGGGGGCAAGGGGCUGCUGCCGGUGCGCUGGAUGGCGCCCGAAUCUCUGAAGGACGGAGUCUUCACUGCACACUCAGAUUGCUGGUCCUUUGGGGUGGUGCUGUGGGAGAUCAGCACAUUGGCUGAGCAGCCCUAUCAGGGACUGUCUAAUGAGCAGGUCCUCAAAUUCAUCAUGGAUGGAGGGUACCUGGACCGGCCCGACAACUGUGCAGACCAGCUGCACAGCCUGAUGCAGAUGUGCUGGCAGUACAACCCCAAGAUGCGGCCCAUAUUCCAGGAGGUGAUAGAGAUGCUGAAGGAGGAGCUGCACCCCUCCUUUCAGGAGGUGUCCUUCUUCUACAGUGAGGAGAACAAGCCGCCCAAAACCGAGGAGCUGGAGCUGGAGAACAUGGAGAGCGUCCCGCUGGACCCAGAGUCCAGCCCCGCCAGAGACGCUGCACAGCGGGGGAACUACGACCAACACCUGCCCUACACACACAUGAACGGAGGCAAGAAAAACGGGCGAAUCCUGUCCUUACCGCCAUCCAGCCCAUCCUAACGCAGAGCGCCAAGUAUUGUUGUGUUUAUUCAGAGGCCCUUUGGGGGAAGCAAACUAACAAACGAUCAAUGUCUCAGGACUUUUCCUUCUUUCUCCGCACGCAGGAGGAUUAUUUUUUCUCUGGGUGAAAUGGGUCACCCCCUCGCCUCUUAUGUGCGUUUCAUUGGGGUCACGGCGAUGUCUGUGGGUUAGGGUCACCACAGACUGAGUGGUACUCUGAAUCGGACCUUUGACCCCUGGCUGCUCGCCCCCGACCCGUCUCCACACUGAGGCCCUCUGCCCUCCUUCGGAGAUGCUGGAUGGCUGAAUCUGUUUGGAGAUGCUGGGUGGCUGAACCUGUUUGGAGAUGCUGGAUGGCUGAAUCUGUUUGGAGAUGCUGGAUGGCUGAGUCUGUUUGCAGAUGCUGGAUGGCUGAAUCUGUUUGCAGAUGCUGGGUGGCUGAACCUGUUUGGAGAUGCUGGAUGGCUGAAUCUGUUUGGAGAUGCUGGAUGGCUGAAUCUGUUUGGAGAUACUGGAUGGCUGAACCUGUUUGGAGAUGCUGGAUGGCUGAAUCUGUUUGGAGAUGCUGGAUGGCUGAAUUGGUUUGCAGAUGCUGGAUGGCUGAAUCUGUUUGCAGAUGCUGGAUGGCUGAAUCUGUUUGCAGAUGCUGGAUGGCUGAAUCUGUUUGCAGAUGCUGGGUGGCUGAACCUGUUUGGAGAAGCUGGAUGGCUGAAUCUGUUUGGAGAUGCUGGAUGGCUGAAUCUGUUUGGAGAUGCUGGAUGGCUGAAUUUGUUUGGAGAUGCUGGAUGGCUGAACCUGUUUGGAGAAGCUGGAUGGCUGAAUCUGUUUGGAGAUGCUGGAUGGCUGAAUCUGUUUGGAGAUGCUGGAUGGCUGAAUCGAUUUGCAGAUGCUGGAUGGCUGAAUCUGUUUGGAGAUGCUGGAUGGCUGAAUCUGUUUGCAGAUGCUGGAUGGCUGAAUCUGUUUGCAGAUGCUGGAUGGCUGAACCUGUUUGGAGAUGCUGGAUGGCUGAAUUGGUUUGCAGAUGCUGGAUGGCUGAAUCUGUUUGCAGAUGCUGGAUGGCUGAACCUGUUUGGAGAUGGCGUAGGGAGCCGACUCCUCUCAGAACACACUAGUGUGAUCUUUUCACACUAAACACUCUUGUUUAGUUUUGUUUUUCUGCCAGGCUGCGGAGCUUCAGACGGUUUGUUAGAGGUGAUUUAUGUCUGAUCUCUGUUCUCACGUCACACUGAAGGUUUUUUAAAGUUAUUUUUUUAUGAUAAUAAACCUGUAGAUGUGACUCAGAUGUGACUAAUAGCAGCUCCAUUGAUACAUAUUUUUGUUGAUAUAGAAGAUAUUGUAUAUAGAAAAUAUACGGUAUAUAUAUAUUAUUGAUGUUUUUGUACAUAGUUGAUAUUUUUAAUGUUUUCAUUCAUGAGGUUUUUUGCUGGUUGUAGAAACAUUUUUACAAGUGUCAUUUAAUAUUUUUUUCUAAAACAAAAAAGAAACAUCACACUAAACCUUCAAAAUCUUUCUUUAGCAAACCGCCUGUUUUUGCUGUUGUACUUACAGGAGAACUAAAUUGCUUUUGGCGAAUGUAGACCUGAAAUGUAAAGACUGAAUAAAGUAGAAUGAAAUGUGACA
Messenger RNA from Anguilla anguilla (European eel), 6805 nucleotides. Its product is annotated as insulin receptor-like. Gene Ontology annotation, biological process: positive regulation of MAPK cascade; cell surface receptor protein tyrosine kinase signaling pathway; protein autophosphorylation. Gene Ontology annotation, molecular function: phosphatidylinositol 3-kinase binding; ATP binding; insulin receptor substrate binding. The record is from RefSeq and is a predicted model, not a curated record. Gene Ontology annotation, cellular component: insulin receptor complex; membrane; axon. Bases 1151 to 5185 code for a protein of 1344 amino acids. NCBI's taxonomy places the organism in Eukaryota, Metazoa, Chordata, Actinopteri, Anguilliformes, Anguillidae. The transcript is spliced from 21 exons.